GUUGGAUGGUUGUUUGAAGUGUGCAAACCAAACCGGAAAAUAUGUAGAACCCUGUUGUGAGAGCAAAACAAAGACAACGACAACAACAACAACGACAGCAAUAAAAAAUCCGCGCCACCAAUGUUUUUUGUUUCUUUGGCUCUGUGGCCAAGCAAAUGUAUUACCACACAUCAGUUUGUAUUUAUGUCAAGUCCAGCGUGGUUCACAUUUAAUCCACACACACCGUACAAGAGAAGAAGCAACAGAAUUUAGAAAUAAAAAAGAAAGAAAAAAAUUACAAAAAAUACCUAAAUCCUCUCUAACGUACCAACCAACAACCCAACAAUAUUCGACUAGACACAAGUGGAGGACAACGCACGGCUGGCCAUUCCAAAAAAACAGAAACAACAUUGCUUCAAAAAAAAUUCAAGAAACUAUAAAUAAUUCAAAUUUCAAAUAGUAUUGUGCAAAAACGCAAGGAAAGAGACAACACCGAAAAAAAAUUCAAAACAACUGGAAAAUAUUAAAAAAAUAAAUAAAACAAAGUUUUUAAGUGACAAAUUUAAAGAAAAAAUAAAUAAAAAAAUGCAUUUCCACAAAGUGAAUACCUUGCUAUUGCCUCUGCUCUUCAUUGUGGGCUUGGUGAUAAUUUCAGGCAUUGAUGCUGUGGAAAAUCAACAACAACAAAAGGGUAAACAGGAUGUUGCCUCCAACGAAUUCGAUUACAGCGAAGAAACUGAGCCUGAGCCCACCAACGGCGAUGUGACCCCAACAAUGGCAUCAAAACCAUAUUUUGAAAAUAAAUUAAAUGUUGUCUAUUAUUCGCAUGAGGGCGAAAACAUAACCUUAAAUUGUGCGCCAAAAAAUUUCAAUGAAGCCGUUAACUUGAUCAUGUGGUACCGCGAUGAAUUGCCCAUUACAAAUGGCAACACCACACUGGUGGUGGGCAUGUACGAUGUGGACAACAAGCACAGCCUUACCAUUUAUAAUUAUACCAGCACAAAGAGCGGUAAUUUCUCGUGUUCCGUUAUGCCGGCCGAUGUGCGUCAGUAUGUGAAGAUUGAAUUGAAGGCACCUGAAAAUAUCACCGAAAUGAAUGGUGGAGCUUCGAUUUUGAGUGGCAUAAAUACCAUAAUCAUGAUGAUCAUCAUGGCCAUAUCAAUUUGGUAUUAAAUUUAAGAGAAUUGUUUUUUUUUUGUGUGCAUAUAUAUAUAUAUACAUACAUAUAUAUUUUUUGUCCUGUAUCUGCCUAACUAAAAGAAAUCGAAAGGAAACAUUUUUAGGAAAUCUCAGACAACAUUAUCAACAAAUGGAACAAAAUUUAUAAUUAUUAUUAUAUACGAGUGUAAAAAGAGGCUGAAACAACUACAACAACAACACAUUUCACAUCAUAUAACACGUUCAUUGCAUCGAACCUACCAACAUAUAUCUCUUUAUCUUAUCAUGUUAAACGAAACCACUGACAUACAAUGCUAAUUAUAUACAAACAAAAGAAGAACAAAAAAAGAACCACAAAUGUACUUAUAUACGAAGAAAUUAGCAAGAUUUUUUCUUUAGAAGAAAUAACAAUUAACAAUAGUUUGUUUUCUGUUAGAUCUGUGAAAUUACGAUAAUUAGCUAGCUCGGUUCACAUUUAUGUGCGUUUUACAGGAGAGCAUGGCCACACAUGCAAUUAUCUUAAAUAUCUCAGAGAGUUUCUUUUUGUAGGGGUUUGUAGGUAGAAAACUGUCGUAGUUAUUAAAACUCUAUUAAAGCUAGCUGCCCACACAUCAUCAAUCAAGUAAAUCUGUUUUAAGAAUUUUAAAUUGUUUAAAUCAUUAAAAGAGAGGUUUAGAUCAGUUUGUUUUCUGUUAGAUUUAUGAAAUUAUAAUAAUUAGCUAGCUGAGUUCAUAUUUAUUUGCAAUUUACAGGGUAGCAUGGCCAGACAUUCAAUUAUCUCAAAGAAUUUCCAUUUGUAGGGGUUUAUAGGUAGAAAACUCUCUUAAUGAUUAAAAACACAAUUAAAGCUAGCUGACCAAUCAAGUAAAUCUGUUUUAACAAUUUUUAAUUGUCUAAAUCAUAAAAAGAGAGGUUUAGAUCAGUUUGUUUUCUGUUAGAUUUAUGAAAUUAUAUUAAUUAGCUAUCAGGGUUCACAUUUAUGUGCGAUUUACAGGUUAGCAUGGUCAGACAUUCAAUUAUCUCAAAUAUCUCAGAGUUUCCUUUUGUAGGGGUGUAUAGGUAGAUAACUUUCGUAGUUAUUAAAACUCAACUAAAGCUAGCUGGCCACAUAUUCAUUCAAGUAAUUUUGUUGAAGAAAACUCUCUUAAUGAUUAAAAACUCGAUUAAAAUUACCUGGCCAUAUAUUCAAUCAAGAAAAUCUGUUUAAAUAUUCUUAAAUGGUUUAAACCAUAAAAAGAGAUGUUUAGAUCAGUUGUUUUUCUGUUAGAUUUAUGAAAUUUCAUAUAAUUAGCUAUCAGGGUUCAUAUUUAUUUGCAAUUUACAGGGUAGCAUGGCCAGACAUUGAAUUCUUAAAUAUCUCAGAAAAUUCCCUUUUGUAGGGGUUUAUAGGUAGAAAACUCUCGUAGUUAUUGCAACUCUAUUAACCCUUAACUACAGACCACCGGUAAUUGUUACCGGUUAUAUAAAACACAUAAAAUUUCUGUAAAACAAUUGGAAAAUUUGUUUAAUAUAUGUCUGUUAUAUAUUUUUUGUAUAUCAAGAUCUUGAAAAAGUUUUAAAACUAUUUACUUUUAUAAAACCGCGCAUUUUUUUAAACAAAAUACAUUCAGUUAUCCCCGAAAUUGAAAAAUCGUAAAUGCUUACCGCUAAAAAAUACCGGUCAUCUGUAGUUAAGGGUUAAAGCUAGCUGGCCACACAUUCAUUCAAGUAAUUUUGUUGCUUUGGUUAAACAUUUGAAAAAAGGUGUAAUCCAUUAAAAAAUGGCCACACAUUCAACCAAGUAAAUCUGUUUGUUUAAUAAUUGUAAAUGAUCUACCCCCUUAAUCUCUUAAUAAUUAAUAAAUCUACUAAAGCUAACUGGCCACACAUUUAAUGAAGUGAAUAUGUGGUUAUGUUUAUUAUAUAUUGAAUAGAGAUAUGUAAAAGUUCUAUUGGGAAAUUGAUAUGUCAAAAAUUUUAAAAAAGGUUUUUUUUUAACCCUUUAAAUGAUUUACAAUUCAGUUAAAGCUAGCUGGCCACACAUUCAAUCAAGUAAAUCUGUGGUCGUGUUUAAAAAUUGUAAAUGGCCAAAUAUAUUUAAUAGAGAUAUGUUAAAAUUCUAUUCUAAUGCAGAACAAUUUUUAUAUUGUAUAGCAUUACCAUUAGGAAAUUGAUAUGUCAAAAAGGUUUUUUUUUAAACUCUCUUAAUGAUUAAAAAUUCAGUUAAAGCUACCUGCGGCCACUCAUUCAAUCAAGUAAAUCGUGGUUAUGUUUGAUAAUUGUAAAUGGUAUACUCCUUUAAUCUCGUAAUAAUUAAUAAAUCUACUACAGCUAGCUGGUCACACAUUGAAUCAAGAAAAUCUGUUAUUAUUGUAAUGUUUAGUAAAUCUAUUGAAGCUAGCUGGUCACACAUUCAAUCAAGCAAAUCUGUUGUUAAGUUUAAAAAUUGUAAAUGGCCAAAUAUAUUUAAUGGAGAUAUGUAAAAGUUCUAUUCUAAUGCAGUACAAUUUUUAUAUUGUAUAAGGUACCAUUAGGACAUUGAUAUGUCAAAAAUAUUUUUUAUAAGUUUUCUUAUAAAACAAUAAUCGCAGGGUAUUAUUUUAUGCCGUUUUUAACAAUUUUUAUAAUUUUGAAUAACUUUUCAUUCAAAAUUUUCAUUUUCAAAAUUGGUUUGACAGUUCAUUGUCCGAGCAGCUGUGUCGAUGCGACUAUCUGUAUUAGUAUGUAUCAGUCUACAUAUGACCAAAUUAGAAUUAUCUUUUCCUUAAAGGUGAGGAUACAUAAAACGCUCUCCUGACUGGCUUAUGUCAUCGGCUGGCUUCUUCGGAAAAUAACAAAAGAGCGUAGGACCAAAAUCAAUCUAAGUCAACCUUAAACUCUUUUGUUCCUCUACUCUAAGAAACCAGCUGAUGACUUAAACUAGUCAAAAAAGCGUUUUAUGUAUACUCACCUUAAGAAAGACUCAUCCAUUUCUUUCGUAGUUUGCGUAGUGAAUUAUUGAAUUGAACUACUUUCUUUGUGAAUUAAACCAAAAGACAAGACAAUUGGGUGCAUGUUAUUAUAAUAAAAUACAACUCUGGUUGGAGACAAUUUGUCUUGUGUAAACACAAGUCGAUAACAUUUUAAAAAAGUUCCAAAAUAUACUUCUGGACACAGUAGAAUCAAGAAGGUAGCUCAUUCACUUUUUUGACGAAAUUAUUUUUUUACCAACAUCUAAUUGUCAAAAUGUGUAUUCAUAAAUUUAUUCUGUACACACAAAUCACAGAUGGGAACUUGCUUUUGCUAAAGUCAAAUUUGACAGGUACAUUAUAGAAAAUUGUAGGGUAUGCUAAUUUGAAAUGAGACUGACUUGAAUUAAUUGUACCAUGUAAAUUCACUGUUGGUUUUUAUUAAUCCCAGUUCCAUAUAUUUUCAAAAUUUGUGGAAAAUAUUUUCGAAUAUUGUGAAAUAACAAAUAAUAUAAUUUAAUGUGUGGCCGGUUGGUUUUGGUGAAGUUUUUCUCUGUGUGUACCCAGUAUUAGAUACCUUUCAUAUAAGUAGCUAAGUAUUGUUCUUUUCCAGAACCUGUAAGAAUCCACUAGUUUAGCUUUUUUCGAUAUCAUAAAGGGAAAAUCGGUUAUCGUAGUAAAAAUUUUUACAUUCUUGCAAUUCUGGAACAGACCAUGAUAGAAUCAAUGCAACACAACUCACCGGUUUUUCUCAUCUUUAAAUUUUAUAGCUGGUUUACAUAUAGAUUUUUUGCAAAUAUUUAAUAGUGACAUAUACCAAUCACAAUAAGCUUACUCAAAUUUAUUGUGAUUGAUCAAUUGUCAAAAUUAAUCCUGAAAAAAUAUAUGUAAAUGUACUUUUAGAUUAAAUUCAGCUGAUCAUCAGAUGUUUAAAAGCCGUAAACAAAGGUUUUAAAAUGUCAAUUCCAUGGAGAAAUAAUAAGGCGCUACACCAAUCAGACAAAAUGUCAUAAUGUGUUUACGGUUUGUUUAUCUUUUUUUGUACUGUGAUUUCAAUAACAAUAAGUGUUUUGACAACUCACCUAGAUGAUCAGCUGUGUAUAUGUCAAGCGAAAUCCACGGGAUUUAAGAUUUGACAUUUACGCAAUGCCACUGAAAAUUGAAAUCCACGAAAUCUAUUAUAUGUAAACAAACCAUCAGUCUGGUAAUCAGCUGAUCAUGAUUUCUCUUUAGAAUGCAUGGCAGAAGAAUAUAGGUAGACGCAUCGACCCAGCUGCUGGGACAAUGAACUGUCAAACCAAUUUUGGAAUUGAAAAUGUUGAAUGAAAAAUUAUUUAAGUUUGAAAAAAUGUUGAAAAACGUGAAUUAUAAUAACCUUCGAAUGACGUCGUAUAAGAAAAAAACAUUUAAAAUUUUUGACAUAUCAAUAUAUCCAAACGUUGAUGAUGCAUCUACCUGUAUUCUUCUACCAUGUAAUCAGCUGAUCAUGAUUGCUUGCUUACUUUCUCUUAACAACGUUUCUCUCUCCCUCUUCCCCUUAAACAACGUUUACAUGAUUACUUUUGAAAAAUGAAUUUACAACCAUAUGACCAUUUAAUGCUUAAAAUCAAUGCCAAAAGAGUAUAGUUAGUUGCGAUAAGGUAAAAUUGAAUCAUAAUUUCCAAAUUAUAUGAUGUAUGCAUGGUAGAAUCAAGAAGGUAGGGUCAUGUAGUCACAUGUUUACAUUUUUUUUUAAAAAUUAUUCAUUUGACAACAUUUUAUUGUCAAAAUUUGAAAUUUAAAAAUCCAUUGUACAGAGAUUGGAACCUGUUCUUAUGUAAAGAAAUGUGACAAGGUAAAUUACAGAAAAUGCAGAGAUGGGUAUGCUUUUUUUUGAAAUGACUUUACCUUCUUAAUUUUGCCAUGAAUGUAUGUUUGAUUUUAGCUCUCUUCUUUGCCUCAUUGAAGUUAAUUCUCGUCAACAGUUUUAUUUUUAUUAUUAUUUUUUCUAUUUUGUAAAUUGUAUUAUAUUAAUGUGUAGAUUUUAUUUUGUUAAACAAAAUUUUUCAUAAUUUAAAAUUAGUCAAGUCAAGCGAAACAAAAAAACUAAAAAUAAAAAUUCAAAAAAAAAAAAAAAAAACAAACACCCGGGCCAAAUGUAGUUAACUCCAAAUUGUUUAAGGCUUGGAUAUUGAUCAGUUUUAUAAAAAUAUAUAUUUUUUUGGGUGAACUACAAAACAAUGUAAUUUUGUAUUUUUUUUUUUUGCAUUUUAUAUUAUAUAUAGUAAGAUGUAUUAGUAAUAAUUAAAAACGCGCAAAUUUUAUUUUUUGUAAAAUAUUUUUCUAGUUUUCCAAAUUAUAUACAAAUGUCAUAUUUUUUGUGAUUUUGUCAUUGCAUUUUUUUGUCGCAAAAUCAAAGCCAAAGUUAAAUUAGAGUGCCUCCAUAGAAAAAAUUUUCAAAAAAAUAAUAUAAAAAAUAACGAAAAAACAACAAAACAGCAGCAUGCUUGCUAAGUUUUACAUUAAAAUAUAAAUUAAAUUUACACCUACUGCAUUCGUACAUAAAUACAUAUUUAUAGUAUGUAUAAAUAGUAGCUAUAUGUAAUAACAGAACUCUUAAGAAAGAAUCGAAACAAAAACAAAAAAACACAUUUCCCCAAUCUCUGCCUCCCUCCCUCCACACAAAGUGCAAAUCUCUAUGCAAUCUCUCUUUACAGUCCAUCCAUCAAUUUCCCCCUGGCCCUUACCAAAAAAAAAGAAAAAAAAAAAACAAAAGCCCCCCAGUGUUAUUUUUAGUGCCUGUCGCCUUUUAUGCGUUAAAGAAGAAAACAAAAACUCGAAAUAAAAAAAAUUAUGAUAUUUUGGACAGAUGUGUCAGAUAAAUGUUGUUAACGUGGCUGGAACGAACCACAUAUGCACACAGAUGUGCGUAUGUUUAUAUUUUAAACAGCCAGAAAAUCAAAUAAAUAGAAAUGAAUUUUAUCCAACUCCUCCUCCUCCUCCCUCGCCAUCUCCAACAACAAAUCUAAUCUUUUGUGCAACAACAACCCCCCCACCCUCACACUUCCCCAACUUCCUGAAAACAUUAAUGUGUGUAUGUGGAUGUAAACACAUAAUAUUUGAUUUAAAAAAAACGAACAACAACAAAUACCAUAGAUCAACAACAAUACUCCAAGAAAAUCUGUUAUAUAGUUUAAAUACUUCCAAAUAAGACUAUUUAAUUCAUUAAAAACAACAAAAACCAA
Messenger RNA from Musca domestica (house fly), 7288 nucleotides. RefSeq lists its product as uncharacterized. The record is from RefSeq and is a predicted model, not a curated record. NCBI's taxonomy places the organism in Eukaryota, Metazoa, Arthropoda, Insecta, Diptera, Muscidae. The transcript is spliced from 3 exons. Bases 565 to 1152 code for a protein of 195 amino acids.